Messenger RNA from Gaeumannomyces tritici R3-111a-1, 673 nucleotides. RefSeq lists its product as hypothetical. Lineage: Eukaryota; Fungi; Ascomycota; Sordariomycetes; Magnaporthales; Magnaporthaceae. The transcript has 2 exons. The coding region runs from base 1 to 579 and encodes 192 amino acids. The record is from RefSeq and is a predicted model, not a curated record.
AUGGCACGCAGCCACCAGCACGGCCCAUCGCUGGCCUCGGACCAUCACGGGGCCGCCGACUCUGAUGCAGUCAAGGUGAUCGGUCAAGCCACCCUUGGAGACCCUUGGUCACCGGCAUGUGGCCCGCUCGCAGCCAAAGCCAAACAUUGGACAAGGACAUCCGAACAAGCCAGGCGCCGAGACGCCCAGAAGCCACGGGGGGGUUGUGCUGUGGUGUGGGCCGUGUGGUGGCACCCUUGCACCCCACCCCUUGGCGGGGCUCGCAGCUCGCCAGCCCUCAGCAGUCAGCGCCAAGCCAAACAAGCAAGUGCCUCCCCGGGCCUGGUUGCAUCACCGGCCGGGCACACCCUGCUGACGCGCCCUGGCCGCGUACCGCCUACACAGCAGAGGCCGCAAACGCCCGCCCUGCCCAAGGUCUCGUCUACAUUCGGCACCCUUCACUGGCAUAUUACCGACGACAAUCACGCCCAGCACACCCUCACGCCCCUGCUCGAGACUCCGCCCAGCCCCACGCUCCAGGCCCACACACCCCCCUGGUUGGCGGCGUCAACGCAGGCUGGGCUAAGCCAGCUUCGGUAGGUCCCAAGGUGUGUGCUUCCGCAGGUGGGAAAACCAGCCUUGCGCACCCCGUCACUCUGGCCGUUUCCACGCGAGCCUCUGCUCGGGACACCCC